AGUACUUCCGUUCACGCGUAGAUUUUUGACAACCUUAAAAAGACAAUAAAACAACUACCUGGCAGCUGUCUCGGAACACACCUUUCCAGUGAUGCCAGUAAAAAGACUACUAUACCCUCUCUACCAGUUGGGAAACCCUCAGCUGAGGAUUUUCCGACCCAACUGGUUCAUGACUCUGGUGAGGCCCGGAAAAGAGCAGCCUCCUGACACGGUCCAGUUUCGCAUCCCAAUGGAAAUGACCAAGUAUGACAUAAAGAACUACCUGGAGAAGAUCUAUAGCAUCCCCGUAGGAGCAGUCCGCACCAGAAUACAGUUUGGCUCCAACAAGAAGAGGAAUCAUCUCAACCAGAAGGUUAAGCAGCCUGACUAUAAAGUAGCCUACGUUCAGCUGGCCCAGGGCCAGACGUUCAGCUUCCCGGACCUCUUCCCAGAAAAGGAUCAAACGUCCACGGAGGGCUCCAUGGAGGAAAUGCAGGAGAAGUUCAUGGAGGACGAGAAGCAGAGGCAGAAACCCGACCCCAGGAGGGGCGGGGUCACGGAGUGGUUCGGGCUGUGAGACCGCCCCCUGACCGUGAACUCUGCUCGUAUGGUGUGGCGUGGGUGUUUCAUUGGGAGCAACGUGUACUGACUUACGCCACCGUUGUGAUGUCACUUCUAUUUCUGUAUAAAAGAGUCACACGUGUGGAGUAAAGAAGAAUGUGUGUGAGUGCGUGAAUGUGGUCUAGUAACUCAAGCAAGAACAGAAACGCAGGAGGAGAGGCCCGGCUCCAUCUUUCAUGAAACCGGCCCUCCGUACAGGAUCACCAUCACCUCAAAUGACCUCCUCUUCUGCCUCCUCCCCCCCUUCCUGCUCCACCUUCUUCUCCUUCUCCCUCUUUAACGACGGUACCUCUGCACCCUUCUUUCUUUGACUCGACUUUCCCUGGGAGUUUCCAUUCCUUCUCUCCGACGCUCCUCUUCCUCUCCCAUGCUGGGGAGGGGUAUAUUGUGGCAUCCCUAGUCGCCCUGACUCUCAGCCAGUUGGAUCAGACUACCUGGACAACCCGCAUCCUUUCCUCUUUUUAUGAGUUUGCCUUGGAUUAAUUGACCACUUUAGGUAAACAACAAUUGAGUUGUUGUUUAAGCAAAGCAACGACAUGGAAUUUGCUGUAGUGUUUUAUUAUUUUGCGGUAGCACCUCUUGCCAUAAAUCUUGAGAGAUUGUACCCAGUGUUUGCCCAGCAUGCAGGACUUGCCAGUGAAUCUGUCUAAUUGUAAGUGCUGUUGGAAUAAGAACUAAUAAACGGUCACUUGUCCAAAAGUG
Pseudoliparis swirei is the source of this 1302-nucleotide messenger RNA. RefSeq names its product mitochondrial ribosomal protein L23 (gene mrpl23). The record is from RefSeq and is a predicted model, not a curated record. The transcript is spliced from 5 exons. Gene Ontology annotation, cellular component: mitochondrial large ribosomal subunit; ribosome. Gene Ontology annotation, molecular function: structural constituent of ribosome. Lineage: Eukaryota; Metazoa; Chordata; Actinopteri; Perciformes; Liparidae. Gene Ontology annotation, biological process: mitochondrial translation. The coding region runs from base 92 to 556 and encodes 154 amino acids.